Molecule: messenger RNA, 4991 nt
Organism: Girardinichthys multiradiatus
Lineage: Eukaryota; Metazoa; Chordata; Actinopteri; Cyprinodontiformes; Goodeidae
Gene: podxl
Product: podocalyxin-like
Exons: 8
Coding region: 404-1789 (461 amino acids)
Biological process (GO): positive regulation of cell-cell adhesion mediated by integrin; cell migration; regulation of microvillus assembly
Cellular component (GO): microvillus membrane; apical plasma membrane
Source: RefSeq, a predicted model, not a curated record
CUCUGCAAACAGCUGAACUCUUUGGAGGAGAGUGGGGACAGCCAGAGCACAAUACAGGACAGAGCCUCUGUGGGAGAGCGACUGAAGAACAACGGGGCAGCCAAGGAGACCACAGAAUUACUCUUCCCCCAAAUCCCCAAUUCUGCACAGAGAAAGAAGACAAAGAAGGUGCAGAAAGCAACAAAAGCAUUCUUUGCUUUCAGUCCACUAACAGAAGAAAAAAAUAACAAUAAGCUGAGCAAGAUAAUUUUCUCUGAGAUCCAAAUUCAAGAAGAAAGACGUGACACUGUGAUGGCACAGUUGCAUUGUUGAUCAGUGCAACAUCACCAAAAUUAUCGUCAGGGACUGUGGAGCUGUACUGCAUGAAGGAAACGUUCACCUGGAAGAAGCCCACAGAAACAGGAUGAGAGUGACUCUGAGGAUCACGUGGCUGCUACUUUCACUAAGCAUCUGUUCAGAGAGCAGCAACAUCACUGCCCUUACGGAAGAGGCGAAUUCUACUCUUGCAGAGGCAGCAGGAGGUGCAACUACUGUUACCAUAGAUACAACGGCAGUCCACGUUACAAACAAACCAACUAUUGCUUUGACUGAAUCAAUGGCAAAUACUGAAGCCCAAACUGUAGCAACAUCUGUUGAUACUGUUAAUAAAGCAGCAUCAUCUACACAACAAACAGCCACAACAGUCAGAAACCUCCCUGUCCCACUUUCUACAGCUUUGAUUGCUACUACAACACAGUUAAACUCCAGUGCGAAGAUUUCACCCGCACCUGCCAGCACUUCAGGGAGGCCUACAACUCAAACCACUGUUAUCGCCAGCUCCACUAUGGCUGUCACCAUGGCCAAGGCAGGGACCCAGGCUACAGUGCUUACUGGCACUAACAUCCUGGUAUCUGAUCAACCGCUGUUGACUAAACCUACUGGAUCCAAUGGAGGCUUUAAGGCAUCUACUGUACAACCGGGAAAAAAUGGUGAUGAGAUGAUAACCAGGAAAACAGAAGCUCUGACAACUGUUCCAUCGGUGGAGGCAACGUCUAAGAAAACCCUAACAAUGUCAACGGCGAGGAAAGAGGAGAGCAAUUCAGGUACCACUACAGCAACCACAACAAACAUAAGGUUGACAUCAACUGGAUCUACGAACCAAAGUGGGAUCCCCGAGAGGACCGUCACCUCCAGCCAAACCUCUACUGCAGAAGUCUUACCUGUCACAACGGAAACCCAGUUCCAGGCAACCAUCAUAACAACACUGGCUGGGACAAAAGAGUUUAAGUAUUCUCUAAGUGAACCAACGCCAAAUCAAAACCCAAAUCUGGUGGCCUUGUGCAAGAGUUUCAUGUCACACCUGCAUCAUGGAACCUGCACCCUGAGACUGCAGAACGACAAAGUACUCUUUGAAAGUUUGGAGAUUACUGGCGGCCAAGUCAAUGCCAGCCUUGUAAAGGAACACUAUGCAAAAAUUAAGGAAGAAACUGACCAAAAACUGACAGACAAAAAAACCCUGAUAGCCAUCCUGGCAUCGUGUGGAGCCCUUCUCAUCAUGAUCAUCAUCCUUGGCAUCUGUGUGUCCCAUCGCCGCAAGCCAUACAAUGAGAACCAGCAACACCUGACGGAAGAGCUGCAUACGGUGGAGAAUGGUUACCAUGACAACCCCACACUGGAGGUGAUGGAGGUGCAGCCAGAUAUGCAGGAGAAGAAGGUGGUGCUCAAUGGUGAAUUCAGUGACAGCUGGAUCGUCCCUAUUGACAACCUGAUGAAGGAGGACAUGCCCGACGAGGAGGACACCCACCUGUGAGGACAAGGCGACUGAAACUGGUUUCUACUGUCGCCUAACAGUCCUGACUUCCACGCCCUUUAAGGAAGUAUGCCACACUGAACAGAGUUUCUGUAUGAUGAAUUUCUGUUGAUGUGUGGAAUAGAGACAAAACACAACAUUGAAACACUAAAUUGAAAAACUUCAUCAAAUCAGUCACUGAUGAGAUACUAUGACAGUAUUUGGCAUUCUCCGCACCCCCAGCCAACCCUAUCGGUGGUACCUACUUGCUUGGCACCAACACUUGCACCUGUAUGCAGAUUUAAAAGAUGUCACAACUCAUCUGACAAAUAUCAGUGCGUGUCUCACAUGCAAUUAUGCCUUUUGAAAACCAACCAAAACGCUGGACAUCACUCCACUUUUUGAAGCAGGGUGAAAAUAGAAGUAAAAAUGCUGUACUACCUUUCUCCCCUAUUCACAGCAGCCAUUAAGCAUGCCUGCUCAGCAGGUUAUACCCCACUUCCCAUUGGCUGGAGUUACAAAUAUACAACAGAAAACUCAUUCAGGCCACAACUGUGAGUACUCUUUUUUUAAGGCGCCUAUGCCCCCCCGAUCAAAUGCCGCUCUAAGUGAAGAGCCAUAUCCCCCAUGUCAAAAACACCAAUGCCCACUCACAAAAACGUAUAUCAUUAAUUACACCUCUAAUUAUGAAAACAUGAGAUAUCCUAACAGGGUUGCAUUUAUUGGUUUUCUGAGUUUGACACUGGAAUCUGGUAAUGUUUGGUCAGAUGACUUGAUUAUUCAUUUUAGGGUUGUGAAUUUUAGGAUUUUAACAUAAAUGGAGUCACAUUUCAGCUGAAUCAACACAGGGUAUAAAAUCCUGAGCUCUCUGACAAUCAGAACUAGUUCAAGUUGGACCUUUGUUAGUAUCAUUUCUUAAAACAAACCAUGAUCAUCGGUAGAUUGUCCUUCACACAGGACUGUGCACUCAGUAUUUCUAAGAAAUUGGCAUUCCCAUUAAAAAAAAUGUGGUUUUGGCUUGGAUUUGGUGAAAUGUGAAGAUGAAACUAGUAAUGAGCCGGAGGUGCCCAUUACACGCUUAUUGGGUCUUCAAGUUUAAAAUCAAAAGAAAGUUUUUGAAAAAGUGUUUCCUUGUGAGGAAUUUGCUGUUGCACUUGCAUAAGACCACCAUAAAAGCUGUUAUUCGCUGUGUUUUAUUUUCCUAAGCAAUCUUUACCUUCAGAUGCAAGGCCUGGAUGUUGCUUUUAACUAGUCAGUUAAUUCACAUAAUUAUUCACCUGGUAUCAAAAUAUUAGCAAAAUAUUUGCAUUAAACUUGAUAUUAACAGUAUCAGGUUUAAAUACGAGUAUCAAUUUUUAUUUAUUUAAAUGUAAGGUAUUACUUUGUACCUGCUACUUGUAGCUGAGGGUGCUGCUGUUGGCAUUCAGUUGCCAGUUAAGCAACAAAUUGACUUGAUCUAGCGCCGUGACAGGUAAAGUUGUACAUUUAGCGAAGAAAACUACCACCGGUUAACUGCGACAAAUGUGUUUUAGAUAGCUGCUUACUCCUCCAGUGAACUAAAACAUAAAUCUAACAGUCUGUAGAAUGUAAUCAAUGUUGACAUGAAUGUGACUAAAAUUAUGCCCGAUGAUGUUCCAGGAUCAAUGUGCACAAACAAAAUAGACAACACUGAACAGAACCAAUAAAUCCAUACCAUAAUUGUACACAAAUUUCUGAUGCAUAAAUUACAACCACCAAAACAACACGCUAUUAGGGUUUCAGUCUGUCCACCCAUAGUGCUAGGAGAUGGAACCAGGAAAGAGCAGGCAAUCCUGCACCAGUAUGGUUCUGAUGCUGCAGCAUAUUGGCAGUAUUGAGAUGUCAGUUUCUCCUUUUGCACUACCCACUUGUGGAGAACCACUGGCACCAUUCUUGGCCCCAUUUUGUUCUCCCGCUGCACCCUUUUUAGCUUUAAGAAAAAGUCAUUUUUUAAAGCUGCUCCAGUGAUUCUCAGCGAGGACAAAUUACUAAAAUGACUUCCAGGUUAUAAUCACAUGGAGCCAUCUGGUAACUAUCUGGAACUAUUUUCUGAACGCUGGUAGUAACCAAUAUUCCAAACUUUUAAGAAUAAAGGUGUAAAUUAAAUGGAUAGCUCAGAUUCUUUCGUGAGCAGAUAAUAUCUUACCUGCAGUGGAUAGCUCCCUGAAUGUCUACAUUGCUGACAGGUUAGCUUUCACCUGAGCCUGAAGCCAACAGCCAGAACAAUUGGGACCAAGUUUCUACAGUGGUUUACUGGAAAGUCUGUCUUUUAACCCUUAAACCAUGUCCUGGUUGCAUCACUCGGGUAUUUUCAAGUAAAGAUUAAUGAUAUUUGCAGGUAUUUAUAUAAAGUAAGACCUAAUUUACCCACAAUCUGUAGCGAUGACAGUCUCAGAAGCAGGUGCAACACAAUUUAAAGGGAAAUGAGUAAAUGCCAUUUUAUAGAAUUUUACUCCGUGUUAAUUUGCUCCGGAUGUUUGCUCUGGUGGUGCGCCUCAGAGUGCUUCAUAAGGAAAAGUCCUUGUUCCACUCACGAAGAAUGGUGGAAACAUUGUAAUGGAAAACAAAGAGUGCUAUCAAACAUUUCAGACUGAAGUUUGUUCAAAGCUGUUGGAAAAAUCGCUUUGGUCUCGACACAAGGCUGAUCAGGCAAAAGUACUCCGAGUUUAUUUAAACUGGACACUUUGAGCUCUUACCAAGGAAUUGACUGUUCGCCUCCAUACUGUAUAAUCUUGUCACUAAAAGCUGUUAAAAGCAAACCUGUAAAUACCUGUAAGAUGUAUUUUCUUUUGCAAAAGAUUUUGAAGUUGUUGCUGAAUCAAACUACACACAACUUGGAUUUGUCAAUAACAAACCGUUCACACAGAACCCAAACCUAUUUCACAAUUUCCUUCUACUACAACCAAUUAAUAACUUAAUAUAUAUUUACUUCAAUCUUUGGCUACAUAUAUAUAAAGAAAAUCCGUCACUGUGGGUUAUUCAAUCUAAGCCUCCCAUUCCUGUUUUGUGUGUAAAGUCUCACUUUUAUUAUAGCUGUGCCACUUUCAAAGUAUGUUACUUUUAUUUGAUGUAUUUAUGGUUUGUUUGCUGCUGCAGGCAGACAACAGGGGUCUGAAACACUGGAAACUGUAAAUUGUUGAUGGCUACGGCUGUCGUCUUCUUGUAUCUGGUUAGAUUUACUAAUAAAAAGCGUUUUUCCAAUUUA